AUGCUCUCCUCUGCGCCCGGGAUCACAGUUGAGGUUUGCGUGGAUUCUGUGGAAUCAGCCGUUGCUGCUGCGAAGGGAGGAGCAAAUCGACUCGAACUUUGUGGCAAUCUUGCGCUCGGCGGGGGAACUACCCCCAGCAUCGGCUUGUUCCAAGCUGUCCGCAGUGCAGUGACGGAUGUGACUAUCAUGCUAGCCGUUGCUGGAUCCGGAACAGUGCCUUUCCCUGGCAGAUGGAUCCGCGCUAUCGUUCCCAUCGUCAUGAUUCGCCCACGCACUGGGGACUUUUGCUACACCCCAGAUGAGUUCGCCAUCAUGAGAGAGGACAUCCGCGCGUUCAAACAUGCUGGGGCGCACGGCAUUGUGAUGGGCGUUUUGACAAAGGACGGAAGAGUAGACAUUGGCCGCAGCGCAACUCUCGCAUCGGAAGCCGCUCCGCUGCAAGUCUGUUUCCACAGAGCGUUUGACAUGACAAGAGACCCCAUGGAAGCUCUGAACGAUGUGCGGAGCAUCGAACAUGUCACGCGCAUCCUGACCAGCGGGCAUCGCCCAACGGCGCCCUCUUCGCUGCCCACUCUCCGCGCACUCCUCGAGGCAUCGGCCCCAGAUACCCCGGUCAAGGGCGGCCACUCGCUCGGCAUCCUCCCUGGUUCUGGGAUAAACUCGUCCACCGUUCGCCCGCUCCUCGACGCGCUCCUCCCGCACGGACUACGUGCCAUUCAUCUUAGCGGCGGCUCUUGGAUCCCUGGCACCAUGGAAUUUCGGAGAGAAGGUAUGGGCAUGGGCAUAGGUGGCGAAGGAGAGUGGGGUGUUUGGCGCACGAGCGAAGAACGCGUGCGCCAGGUGAGACAUAUUGCUGAUGAGGCCUGGGAAGAAUAUGCUGAAGCUGUGCGAAAUGCUUGA
Molecule: messenger RNA, 900 nt
Organism: Fibroporia radiculosa
Lineage: Eukaryota; Fungi; Basidiomycota; Agaricomycetes; Polyporales; Fibroporiaceae
Exons: 9
Coding region: 1-900 (299 amino acids)
Molecular function (GO): copper ion binding
Source: RefSeq, a predicted model, not a curated record